GAGAAAUAUAGAGCUUAGGAGGAGGAAACCGGACCGUAUAUAAUCAGAUGUGUAUUGAUGAAAAGAUAGAGUGAAUAAAUUUGUGUUUUAUUGAUAAAUAUUAAGUGUUGGUGCCUGUGUUGGUGUCUGUAUUGGACCUGUGGCUGCUCCAAGCUUGUGUAGCUAACAUCCAAAAUUCAUCCUGCAUAGUUUAUUUUCACUAUUCAUAUAGCAUAUCUACUGUACGCCAAUACCCUACCCUACCACGUUACCCCUUAACCUUAACAUGAAGACCAAGCCCCAGGUCAAGCCCCAAGUCAAACCCUCGCUUUCCAAAAAACCGGCAAAGGUUGGUAUCUCGAAGAAAACCGCGCUUAAACGGUUAAAGUCAAAGCUGUCCAAAAGCAAGAACCAGAGCUUGACCCUUAGGUUGAACGCCGACGCCGACGUAAACGAUAUCAUGGUGGCCUCUAACGCCACCAAGUUUGCCAUGUUGCCAGGUGUCUCUGCUUUCAAGAAGGACGAUUUGGACAAAUCUCUCGUCAGCGACGUGGCAACUACCAAAAAAUCUAAGGACGCCGAUGAUGACCUCACCAAACAGUUGGAGAUGAUCAGUGGGUUCAAUUUGUGAAGGAAUAAAGGUCCAUCAAGCCAGGAGCAGCCACAAAAACAACGAGUAAGAAUAGCAUGUUACCCAAGAGAUACACAAAGGGUCAUGAUAGAGUCCGCAUCAUCCUCCAGAAACCAUCGGGGUUCAAGGGUCUUUACAUGGUAAUUUGCCGACAUUGCAACCGCAUAGGGAUUGGCCCUAGAGGCACAUAAUUACAUAAAUUUGUCCCGAUUCAAUAAUAAAGUGUAGUUCUGGGGUUUUAAAGAA
Molecule: messenger RNA, 856 nt
Organism: Babjeviella inositovora NRRL Y-12698
Lineage: Eukaryota; Fungi; Ascomycota; Pichiomycetes; Serinales
Exons: 1
Coding region: 266-610 (114 amino acids)
Source: RefSeq, a predicted model, not a curated record